Nicotiana attenuata is the source of this 802-nucleotide messenger RNA. Its product is annotated as transcription factor PRE1-like. NCBI's taxonomy places the organism in Eukaryota, Viridiplantae, Streptophyta, Magnoliopsida, Solanales, Solanaceae. Gene Ontology annotation, biological process: regulation of growth; regulation of DNA-templated transcription. The record is from RefSeq and is a predicted model, not a curated record. The coding region runs from base 228 to 500 and encodes 90 amino acids. Gene Ontology annotation, molecular function: protein dimerization activity. The transcript is spliced from 2 exons.
CUAACACUUCCUCUCUUUUUUCUUCUUUUCCAUGUGGUCCAUCCCCUCCUUAAUUUAAAGCUCGUCCGUUAUCACUUUUUUCCCUAGUCCUUUUCUAGCUACCAUAACUCCCUCUUUACUUCUUUUUAGUUUCUUCUUCCUUCUAAGUUCAUUCCUACUACGUAUAAGCUUUCACUUUGUUCCAAACACAAAAUUUGAAAAGGAAUUUUCUUACAUUUAUUUGAAGCAUGUCAAGCAGAAGAUCCAGAGAUUCGGAGUCUUCGAGGAUUUCAGAUGAUCAGAUCAUCGAACUUGUAUCCAAAUUGCAACAACUUCUCCCUGAGAUUCGAACUCGCCGUUCCAGCAAGGCAUCAGCAUCAAAGGUGCUCCAAGAAACUUGCAACUACAUAAGAAGCUUGAACAGAGAAAUGGAUGACCUUAGUGAUCGACUCUCUCAGUUACUAUCCACUUUAGAUGCUGACAGUCCAGAAGCUGCAAUUAUCCGCAGUUUGAUAAUAUGAUUUAUAUAUUACAAGUAUUCUACUAACUAGUUGAGAGAGUUAGUCAUGAGUGGUUUUAUUUGCAGACUUUGAAUGACAUAGGAGCAUCUACUAGGUACAAGAUGUCAAAAUAAAAAUUGGUCUCACGUUUGAUGGGCGUUUAUGUAUUUAUAGCCUUGUUUCUUCUUCCUCUAGGUUCUACUAGUCACUAGCUAGGCCAUCAUGAGUUAGAUGAAAUAAUAAGUAUCGGAUCUAAGGGACACUUGCUUGUAAUUACGUUUUCUCACUAUAAUUAAUAAGCUGGACUAGCACUUUAGAAGUCA